Molecule: messenger RNA, 1810 nt
Organism: Mesocricetus auratus (golden hamster)
Lineage: Eukaryota; Metazoa; Chordata; Mammalia; Rodentia; Cricetidae
Product: N-acetyllactosaminide alpha-1,3-galactosyltransferase
Exons: 7
Coding region: 234-1241 (335 amino acids)
Biological process (GO): carbohydrate metabolic process
Cellular component (GO): membrane; vesicle; Golgi apparatus
Molecular function (GO): hexosyltransferase activity
Source: RefSeq, a predicted model, not a curated record
AAAACAUUCCACAUUCCAAAGACUGGAAUAAUCAACACUCAAAAGUGUGGAGUGUCAAGGUUACACACUGGAUUAGCUUUCAAACACUUCAAACCAUCUUCCCUUUUAAGAUUCUCUGUCUUCUCCAUGAAUGGUAAGGGUCUGAUGAAGAACCUGUAUGGAAUUAUUUUGUGAUCUGGGCAAAAUAAUUGAAGCCGAGAGUGUGAAGCGAAAGAGGCUGCUGCGGGAAAAGAAUGAGAUACAAAAUAUUAAUCCGGUUGCUAUUGAUUUUUAUGUCUCUGUGUGUCCUUUAUAGAGAAUACCAGUUCAGUCCAAAGAAGCUGCAGAUGACAUAUCAGUGCUGGUCUGUGAGAAACCAGCCAGAACCACAGAUGUCAAUGAACUGGUUUAAUUCCAAAAACAACAAGAACUCGAUAUACAAACGCAUGAGAACUACCAGCUGGUCAGCUCCAAUUGUGUGGACUGACACUUACAAUGAGUCAGUCUUGAAAAUGUAUUAUAAAAAGCACCCAGUUACUGUGGGGCUGAUUGUGUUUGCAGUGGGAAGUUACCUUUGGUACUACUUGGGAAACUUUCUGACAUCUGCUAAUACAUUCUUCAUGGUCGACCAGAGGGUCAUCAUUUAUGUCAUGUUGGAUGAUUUUGCCUUUAUGCCAUUGAUAAAUCUGAAUCGUCUGCGGACGUUAAAAGUUUUUAAAGUUAAACGGCAGAAGAGGUGGCAGGAUAUCAGCAUGAUGCGCAUGAAGAUCAUCAGUGAACACAUCACAGAUCACAUACAGUAUGAGGUCGACUAUGUCUUCUGCAUGGAUGUGGAUCAAACAUUCAAAAGCAGCUACGGGUUGGAGACCCUGGGAGACUCUGUAGCUCAGCUACACACCUAUUGGUAUCGGGAAGACCCUGACCUAGUGCCUUUUGAAAGAAACGAGUCAUCAGACGCUUACAUACCAAUGGGGGAGGGAGAUUUUUAUUACCAUGCUGCUGUUUUUGGAGGCACAGCCUCCCAGGUUCUCAAGAUUACUAAAGAGUGUGCCAAAGGGAUUAUGAAUGAUAAGAAAAAUAAUAUUGAAGCAAUUUGGCAUGACGAAAGCCAUUUAAACAAGUAUUUCUUUCUCCAUAAACCCACUAAACUCUUGUCACCAGAAUUUUGCUGGGAUUUACGUAAGAGUAAGACUGAUGAUAUCAAGACUGUUAAACUUUCUUGGAGCUUUAAGAAUUAUGAUUAUCUUAGACAGCAAAUAUAAUUUUAUGGCCCUUUCCUCAUAUUCCUGAGUUGAAGAGUAUCGGUUUUCUUGGAAAAUUAGUACCUGGCAUGUUUUAGCAAUAAAGCUUCAUUACUAAGUGGCAAGUCCACCAACAGUGAACUCUUCAGCUCACAUUCAUCUUGAAUGAUGUAAUAAGAGAUAUAGUGCACCCAGGUGAGUCUGCUGGAAGCAGAUGGAGAGGCAGUAAUUUCACAUCUUGUGUGAAUGUUGCAAACAUAAUAUGCUAGCUCAUGAUGGAACAGGAUAGAUUCUGAAACUAGAAAAGGAAACUAAAUUUCCCAGUUGAUGAGAUCCAUGGUCUUGUGGCUGCUUUCUUCAGUACAUAGGCAUCGCUAUCUUGACUCAGAGAAGCUGUGGUCAUUUUUGAGACCAUCACAAGGUAGGGUCCAUUAACAUUCCCUCAUGGGAUUCAUGAGUCUAGUCCCUGUCCCCCAAGAUACACAAAUGGUUAAUAGUUGCUGAAAAAGGAAGAGGUUUCUGUCAUUGUAACUAAACCAUAAAUUGUCCACACUUCUUGUAACAUCAAUAAACUCUCUGGUUCACUAAGA